Drosophila serrata is the source of this 888-nucleotide messenger RNA. It is a transcript of the gene Ccs, whose product is annotated as Copper chaperone for superoxide dismutase. The record is from RefSeq and is a predicted model, not a curated record. NCBI's taxonomy places the organism in Eukaryota, Metazoa, Arthropoda, Insecta, Diptera, Drosophilidae. Gene Ontology annotation, biological process: superoxide metabolic process. Gene Ontology annotation, molecular function: copper ion binding.
UUCCCGAUUAAAGCUCCAAAGGGCCAAAGUUUGUUUAUCAUUCUUGUUCGGCAUUUUUUAACAUCAAAAUGAGCUCCAUUAAGAUUGAAUUUGCAGUUCAGAUGCGCCAAGAUGACGAGGCGUACGCCAGCGUGCUCCGAACAGCACUGGAUGGAUUAGGCCAGGUGGAAAUCGACACCAAUGAGGGACGAGUGAUUGUCCAGACCCAACGACCUUGGUCAGAGGUGCACGAUAAGAUUGAGGCAACCGGACGCAAGGCGGUGCUAUCAGGAUUCGGCGGCCAGUCGGCUGUGGCUCUCAUCAAUACAACGGGCAGUGUUGUGGACCGAACGCCCGUCCAGGGUGUAGUGCGUUUCACAACGAUCACGGCACGGGAGCCUGGAGUAGUGGUAGAUGGCGUGGUUGAUGGCCUGACGCCCGGUCUGCACGGUUUCCACAUCCACGAGAGCGGCGAUGUGUCCGCUGGAUGCGCCUCCGUUGGCUCGCACUAUAAUCCCCGCCAGUCGCCGCACGGAAGUCAAACAGCAGAGGCCGCAGAACGCCAUGCCGGCGACCUGGGCAACAUUCGGGCUGAUGAGAGCGGCAGAGCCACAUUCCGAUUUGUGGAUCCUAUCCUGGAGGUAUGGGACAUCAUUGGCAGGGCCAUUGUGAUAACAGCCAGUGCCGAUGACCUAGGAAGCGGUGGCAACCAACAGAGUCUCAUCGAUGGCAACUCUGGGGACAGGAUUGCCUGUGGGAUAAUUGCCCGUUCCGCUGGUAUACUGGAAAACUUUAAGAGAAUCUGUGCCUGCGAUGGCGUCACACUGUGGGAUGAGCGCAACAAGCCACUAGCUGGAGGGGAUCGCUCCCAAAAGCUAUAAAUUAAGACAAAAUGUCUGUUCUGUUCUG